CGGUGUACACAGCCGGUCCGGGCGGUGUGCUGGGGGCCGGGGCGCGUCGCAGAUGAUGAAACUGAGGCACAGAGAGGUUAAAGAACUUGCCAAGGUCACAUAGCUGGAAAUGACUUAGAGGCCUUACAAAUACAUCGGCGCAUUCUUGCUUCAGACUUUACAAUUGAGGGCCAGCCCAGUCUGGAAGCACCUCUUAUUACUGUUACAAGGAAACUGCUACCUCAGCAAACAAAGAGAAAGGAGGAGGAGACUUAUAAUAACAAAUGCCAUUUUUUAAAAAAACGCUUGUUUUCAGAAAACAUCAAAGGAAAUUUGGAAAUGUUUCGCAUUGAGAAGAAGCUUUGCAGGUGAAUGGAUUUGGCAGGCAGGCUCUGUCAACAUUCUGCAGAGGUUUGAUCUUCCUUCUUCAGGACCUAGUGUGAAGUAACUGGGCUGCUUUUUAAAUUGCUGUUGAUCAGCUUGUGGGUUUGGGGGUUCUAACUUUUCUGGUAUAUUGAAGAUACAUUAUAUUACAUUUUUUAAAAGUUAAGUUAUUUUUCUGCCAUUGUAAAUACAAGUACCAAAAUAUUCUUGCAAAGCAAUUAUAAGUAAACAUUUUUCUCGGCAAGCAUAUCUUUUUAUUAAGAGAGUGGAAUGCUAACAGUUCCUAUACAGCAUUUUGGACACAUGUUUAUUUUUGGUCAGGGGUCCUGCCUACACUGAAAAUAUUAAUUACAUAAACCUGUCGUUCUUGCAUCUACUUUGGGUCACAUGGUCACCUGCCUCAUGGAAAUGCCUUUUUUAAAACUUAGAUUUGCAGAACUCCACUAUUUUUAUACCUAGCUACAGUUCUGGGGGGAAAGAAAAUAGAAUCAGGACCCUGACCCGCUCACGGUCGCUGGGACAGCCACCCCUCCCGCAUGUAUUGCUGCAGCGCCCAGGACAGUAAAAUGGACUACAAGCGGCGCUUCCUGCUUGGCGGGUCCAAGCAGAAGGUGCAGCAGCACCAGCAGUACCCGAUGCCUGAGCUGGGCCGAGCACUGAGUGCUCCCCUGGCGUCGACGGCCACCACCGCCCCCCUGGGCAGCCUGACCGCUGCGGGCAGCUGCCACCACGCCAUGCCCCACUCCACUCCCAUCGCCGACAUCCAGCAGGGCAUCUCCAAGUACCUGGAUGCCCUCAACGUCUUCUGCCGUGCCAGUACUUUCCUCACGGAUCUCUUCAGCACUGUGUUUAGGAACUCUCACUACUCCAAGGCAGCCAUGCAGCUUAAAGAUGUGCAGGAGCACGUCAUGGAAGCAGCCAGUCGGCUGACUUCAGCCAUAAAGCCCGAGAUCGCCAAGAUGCUGAUGGAACUUAGUGCUGGGGCCGCAAACUUUACAGAUCAGAAGGAAUUCAGCCUCCAGGACAUUGAGGUGUUGGGGCGAUGUUUCCUGACAGUGGUACAGGUCCAUUUCCAGUUUUUGACCCAGGCAUUACAGAAGGUCCAGCCAGUGGCUCACUCGUGCUUUGCCGAGGUCGUCGUGCCAGAAAAGAAGAAUGGCGGUGGCGGCGGGUUAUCUGGCAUGAGCCACACACCCGAACUGGAGGAAGCUGUGCGAUCCUGGCGGGGGGCUGCUGAGGCGACAUCGAGACUGAGGGAAAGAGGCUGUGACAGCCGCCUGGCGGGCAUUGAGGUGCAGCAACUCUUCUGUUCUCAGAGUGCGGCCAUUCCCGAGCACCAGCUCAAGGAACUGAACUUGAAAAUUGACAGCGCUUUGCAAGCAUAUAAAAUAGCUCUGGAAAGCUUAGGCCACUGUGAAUAUGCAAUGAAAGCUGGUUUCCACCUGAAUCCAAAGGCAAUUGAAGCCAGUUUACAGGGCUGCUGUAGCGAGGCCGAGGCGCAGCAGACAGGGCGGAGGCAGACCCCCCCGCAGCCCAUGCAGUGUGAGCUUCCCACCGUCCCUGUGCAGAUAGGAUCACACUUCCUGAAGGGCGUCUCCUUCAACGAAUCUGCCGCCGACAACCUGAAACUUAAGACGCAUACGAUGUUGCAGCUCAUCAAGGAGGCGGGCUGCUACAAUGGAAUUACACCCAGGGACGACCUUCCUGUGACCGAAGUACUGAACCAGGUGUGCCCGUCCACGUGGCGGGGCGCCUGCAAGACUGCUGUGCAGCUGCUGUUCGGCCAGGCUGGUCUGGUGGUAGUUGACACAGCACAGAUUGAAAAUAAAGAAGCCUAUGCCCCCCAAAUCAGUUUAGAGGGCUCCAGAAUUGUGGUUCAAGUCCCAUCCACAUGGUGCCUGAAAGAGGACCCUGCGACCAUGUCCCUGCUGCAGAGAAGCCUGGAUCCGGAGAAGACCCUGGGGCUGGUGGACGUGCUCUACACGGCUGUGCUGGACCUCAACCGCUGGAGGGCAGGGAGGGAGCAAGCUUUACCCUGCAUACAGAUCCAGCUUCAGAGGGAGAUCUGUGAUUUUGGGAAUCAGGCUGACCUGCCUUCUGGGAAUGGAAACAAAUCUUCAGGUGGUCUGCAGAAGACGUUCUCCAAACUGACAUCCCGGUUCACCAAGAAAGCUUCGUGUACCAGCUCCAGCAGCAGCACAAAUUAUUCCAUCCCAAAUACCCCUUCCAAAAACAUCUUCAUAGCUGGGUGUUCAGAAGAGAAGGCCAAAAUGCCCAGCAAUAUUGAUUCAAGGUUACAAAGCAUUUUGAACAUUGGUAAUUUCCCCAGGACUACAGACCCCUCACAGUCCACUCAGAAUCCCGGUAAUCAAAUGGCCAAUGGUUUUCUCAUGGAGAGGCGUGACAACUUCCUGCAAGGGGACGAUGGCAAGGAUGAGAAGGGUAUGAACUUACCAACCGAUCAGGAAAUGCAGGAGGUGAUAGAUUUUCUCUCGGGCUUUAACAUGGGCCAGUCACAUCAGGGCUCCCCAUUGGUGACAAGGCGUAAUUCUGCUGCCACAGCCAUGGUGACUGAACAGAAGGCAGGAGCCAUGCAGCCACAGCAGCCACCACUGCCGGUGCCCCCUCCACCACGGCCGCCCCAGGCUGGGGCCCACACUCCUCUGACACCCCAGCCAGGCCUGGCAGCUCAGCAGCAGUCCCCAAAGCAACAACAGCCCCAGCUCCAAUACUACCAACACCUGCUCCAACCCAUUGGACCUCAGCAACCCCCACCCCAGCCUCGGGCCCCUGGGAAAUGGGUACAUGGCUCAUCCCAGCAGCCAGCACAGCCUGUUGGAGCAGGUCUGUCUCCUCUUGGCCAGUGGCCUGGCAUAUCUGAUCUCAGUUCUGACUUGUACAGCUUGGGUCUGGUGAGCAGCUAUAUGGAUAAUGUGAUGUCGGAGGUUUUGGGGCAGAAGCCACAGGGACCUAGAAAUAACACCUGGCCAAACCGUGACCAAAGUGAUGGAGUCUUUGGAAUGUUGGGGGAGAUUCUGCCUUUUGAUCCUGCAGUGGGUUCAGACCCCGAGUUUGCACGCUAUGUGGCAGGAGUGAGCCAGGCAAUGCAGCAGAAAAGGCAAGUUCAACACGGUCGCCGCCCAGGCAACCCCCGGGGCCACUGGCCACCCAUGGAUGAUGCCCAUCGGACCUGGCCUUUCCCGGAGUUCUUCACAGAAGGGGACGGCCUACACAGUGGCUGGUCGGGUGCUCAGGCAGACUCUGCCAGCUCAAGUGAUGAGACGUCCUCCGCCAACGGAGACAGCUUGUUCUCCAUGUUUUCAGGGCCCGACCUCGUUGCUGCUGUCAAGCAGAGAAGGAAACACAGCAGUGGAGAACAGGAGACCAGCACACUGCCCUCACCACCUCUUCUUAGCACCGUGGAGGACGUGAACCAGGAUAACAAAACCAAAACGUGGCCACCCAAAGCACCCUGGCAACACCCUUCCCCGGUGCCCAGCACGCUGCCGAGCCCUAGCGCACCUCUGUACGCAGUCGCCGGCCCCGGCAGCCAGUGGAACGACACCAUGCAGAUGCUGCAGUCCCCGGUGUGGGCCGCGACCAGCGAUCGCAGCGCCACCUCCUUCACCUACGUGCAGACCCCACCGCAGCCUCCGCCCCCACCAGCCCACAAGGCAGCGCCCAAGGGGUUCAAGGCCUUCCCCGGGAAGGCUGAGCGCCGGCCGGCCUACUUGCCCCAGUACUGACCCAGGGCCGGCCUGCCCACCCAGAGCUGUUGGGGCCAGCAUCCCCACCCUGACUAGCUGGCACCAGCCCCCCCAGAGGACCAGUGCACCCCUGUCCCAGGCAGGGCUCCUUGGGGAUGGGGGUAGUUGGCAGCUCCAAGCCUUCAAGGCCUGGCUUCUCAAACUUUGGAGGCAUCGGACCCCUGGAGGGCCAGCUGGAGACAGGUUUCUGACCCUCAGGGAGAUGCUGGGGGAUCUUCGAGCUUAAUAAGCUCCUCCGGUGAUUCUGAUGCAGGUGGGCCAGAGGCCACACUUUGAGAAACACAGCUCUCUAGUUUGUAGUCCCACUGUGUGUGUUGGGAAGGCAUCAGGCCUAAAGGCUGAGAGCAAAACUGACCAUUCUUCUGAAACCCUCCCCUCCCCCUUCUUAACGCAUUGAGUGAUGACCACACCAGUCACUGUAUUUUAUAGCUAUUUUUCAUAUAGGUUUUUAGUUAAAACAUCUCCUGCCCCAAAUGCAUUGAAGAUUUUAAGAUAACAAAUAUAGAGGCCGGAGGUUUGUUCAACACUAUCUUUAUUUAAGCUUAAACAAAAUGGGCACAGUAUAGAAUAUUUGUGAUCGGAAGCAAUCACCUGGGUUUUCUGUGGGUGGGCAGCCCCUCGCCACCCCAGCAGCACCCAAGGGGUGCAGUCUUUACCAGAUUUACAAAAGCAGGAUCGUAAAACUGAUGUCAGAGGCGUAUUCCUGAUGGUGCAUGGAGAUGAGCCAGCUGGCUGCUGUCCGUGUGCAGAGUCAGGCUGCACCUGCUGCCCUCAGAUCCACACAUGGCCAGAGGCUUUGACACGGUCUCGGAACGUGGGGGUGUGGUCAGGAGGCUGCACAGACGCACCUGCACUUGAAAUUGCAGUAACAUUUGUGAGCUGGCUCAAGACAAACCAAUUACGAUGUAGACAGGAAUUAAUUUAAAGUCUUUUCUUUAGAAAAACACAAACAAAAAACCACCUCAUUUUCAGUUAACAUGUGCCAUUAAAUAGAUGACAUCCUGUGGAUUUAAGGAUAUAUUCCAGCCAGAAUGGAUCCAGAAGAAUUGAAUGGUGCUUAAAUUGAGAAAUAAUAAUAAAUAUAUCUAUAUAGAAUAGACAUAUCCCACUGUAUAUUAAUUGAGGUUACAGAAGUUCUUUAUAUAAAACUUAUUUAAAUUUUUCAUAUUUCAUCUUUGAAAAAGUCUAAUUGAGAAAAAUCCAUAAUAUUUUCUGGUAUGAAAGUUUGACAGUAUUAAUAUUUUUUUUAUAUUUUCUUAAAUCAUUAAACCAUUUUAAUAUAUAUGUUAACUACUAAUAAAUGGUUUAUUCUUUCUAACUCCACAUAAGCUUUUCCAGCGAAGAUUGUAAUAACACAUUUAUGUUCUCAUUUUUCUACGGAUAUAAGUAAAUUUAUAUUUAAAAAUACCAAAAAGAAAAAAGAUAUACGUAUAUGUAUGUAUACACACCAAUUCUAGAGGACCCUUAGGGUGUCUGAGCCCAGCCAUCUGAGUUCUUAGCACUGUGUUGCCAGGCUGCUCCCAGGGCUCGGGUGUCGUCUUUUGUGCUGUGGGGGUUGCCAUUGCUGCCUGUACUUCUGAUCCUUUCACCGCGGGUUCCGAACAUUCACCUCACCACGUUUACAGAGAACUAUUUUGUACAUAGACUUUUCCAGGCACGUGCUUUGCGCCCACCCCGCGUGGCCCUUGUCUGUGUUAGCCGUCGGUGUGUGCACUAAUCUCUGUUGAAGUUGUUUGUGGCUGUUUCCCUCGUAAGAUAGUUUUCUGUUCCCUUCAGUAACGUGUCCCCAGUCCCUUGUAUUUCAAGUUCUAUUAUACUGAAGUACUCUUGUUUUAAUAGUGCCUCCCCAAGGACCUCACCCUGGACAGAGGUCAGCCCUUGACGCCCAGUGCAGGUGACGUCGACACCGCUAAUUGUCACUUUCCAGUCUGUUUUGCUCGACUAAGCAGGACAUUUCGUAAUUGCAUCUCCGUGGGCUGUGAGACUGUGUGAAACUGUUUGUGUGGUCUCCUUGCAGGUGCUGUGUUCUCAGCACCACCUUGCUCUGAACACUGGUUAUUCCAGGUGCUGCGCUCGGCAGAGGGGUCUCGCCAAAGCGCAUGUGUGUGCGUGUGUGAGUGUGUGUGUCCUUUGCAUGGCCGGGCGUGGCCGCCUUGCUCGGGCAUCAGCAGGACAUCGUGUGAAUAGUUACAAUGCUUCCAAACUGGAACUCUACAUUUUGUAUCUUACUUUUAAAGCUCCUAUAAGUAAAAUAACUAUUGGCUUUAUUAAAAAUAUACAUUUAAUAAUA
Prionailurus viverrinus (fishing cat) is the source of this 6420-nucleotide messenger RNA. RefSeq names its product granule associated Rac and RHOG effector 1 (gene GARRE1). NCBI's taxonomy places the organism in Eukaryota, Metazoa, Chordata, Mammalia, Carnivora, Felidae. The record is from RefSeq and is a predicted model, not a curated record. The transcript is spliced from 15 exons. The coding region runs from base 900 to 4109 and encodes 1069 amino acids. Gene Ontology annotation, biological process: Rac protein signal transduction. Gene Ontology annotation, molecular function: CCR4-NOT complex binding.